ACAGUUUCAUUUGUGAGCCUUACUCAUAAAAAUAUACAUGAAAAAAUCUGAAAGAAAAGGUACAACUUUAAAAGGUACUGCAAAGAUUUCAAAAUGAAUAAGUGAUUUGUUUAGAGAUUGAUAAAUUUAAGUUUGAAUAGCUUAUUUUAAGUUUAAUAAGAACGGGAAACACAUUUUAAUGCUAUCGAGAAUAGGAGUUUUUGCCGGUCGAGUAUGAACAAGUCUGGGAAAGGAUUAGACAAUAAUAAUACUAUAGGCUUUAUUUUUAAGGUUAGAUGUUAAACAGAACUGAUGGUUAGCACCAGCUAUGAACCUUUUUCUGUCAAAAAUACAUUGUUUCACUUUCAUCUUACUACUUUAAGUAUAAUCUAUCCUUGUUAAAGGAACAUAUUUUUAAAAUUUUUGGUUAAAUUGAAAUUUAAAUACUAGUACUAGCAUUAGUAUUUGCCAGGUGAAAGCCUAAUAAAUAUAAAAUUUUAUGAUUUACUAAUUAGGAGCCUAGAUCUAUGUCUAUGACUAUGGAUGAGUAUUAAUAUUUUGAUUCUGAUUAUUUUAAUUUGUUUUCAUUUUCAUCAUUAUGAGUCAUGAGAUGAUUUAACCACCCAAACAUCAGGCCCUCUAUCAUCUAUGAAUCUAUGCCAUCAAUCAUUCUCAUUUCAUUAUAAUUAUAGCAGCAAGAAAAAGAUGAAAUAUUUAAUAUGUUUCAUUGAUUGAAAUUCAAAUGGCUAUUAUUAAAUUGAAUUUGGUUCAUUCUGCUAACAAUAAACUGAAAACAUAAGUGACAUGACAUAAGCAUAAUUGAACUGUCUAUUUCUAUUACUAAGUCUAGGCUAAUCAGUAAUAUUCAGCCUAUUACAAUUAAGUCUAAGACUUACCUACUCAGUUAACAAUAUAUUUUUAGUCACUUAACCUUGUAUUUCAAAUAUUCUAUUGAAACCUUAAAAAAUUGUACACAGCCUUGGCUGGCUAAGAGUUUGCAAAAGAGAAAAAAGUUAUCCCGAAUGUUCCCUGAAUUGUAAAUAGAAAUAUAAUUUAAACAGUAGCUAAACCUUGCACUUGGCAGUUCUCAUUUUUUUCUAAGAUCAAGAACAUACCAUAUGUCUGUAGUCAAUUUGUCUUUGGAUGGUUGUUUACAAUAUGGCAUAUUCUUUUUUCAAAUAUGGCAGAUAUGAAUUUGUCUCGGUUUAUGUCGAUGUCUAAAAAAUUCAUGUUACCGCUAUUCCUCAUGAUAAAAAAACACAAGAUUAUCAGUCAAAUCAGAUUAAAAACAUUGAGAAAUCUAACCCAAAUUUUAAAAUGUUUAGCAAUUUUGCUUCUAAACAUUGUCAAUAUUAUAUUUUCAUCAAAAUUGAUGUUUUAAUAUAAAUUAGAAGGUAUUUAUUUGUUUCUUAUUUUGCAGAUGUUAGGCCUAAGACGUUAACUUUUCACUUGUCUAGUAUAACGUUUUUAUCGUUUUGAAGCCACUCACUGCAAUGAGUUACUCAAUGACAGAUCCUGAUUUAUCCAAAUCAAAUUUUAAAGGUAAACCAUACCAGAAUCGUGUGUAUUUGUAUUCCAUUCACUUUAAGUCUUAUAAUUUCUAGGUUCAUGGCAUUUUCUUUCCUUUAAAAACAAACAAAACAUGUAUUGAAUGACACUGUAAAUUUAGCUGAAGCUCACUGGACCCUCAGAGUUGCACUUGCACAACAAAUAAAGCCAGCUCAUUCAAAAGUUUAGAGUGCACUCAUAAAAUAUUUUAAAAAAUCAAUUUUUUUUCCAUGUAUAGUAAAAAUUAGAAUUAUUUUGUUACUAAAGUUAUCCAUGAAAAUCUUAAGUUACUAAUAUAGUAUGGGGUCAUUCAUAAAUUAUGUCAGACAUCUAUGGUAGAGAUGGUAAUCAAACCCACUUUUAGAAGUUUGAUUAGGUUUGGAUGUCAGCAGGGUUCAGUCAUCAGCAGGGUUCAGUUCAGUCAUCAGCCUGCUUCAGUUUGGGUUUGGUCAUUAACAGGGUUUCAGUUUGGUCACAGCAGGGUUUCGGUUUGGGUUCAGUAGCAUCUAAAACUUGGUUUUGGCAACCUGUGCAGUUCAAGGGUUAAAAGGGGAGAGACUGCAAUCAGGUAAUCACAAUAGGAAAUUAGUAAAAAAAAAAAAAGUGGUUAAACCUGAAAAAAGGAACGAAACAAAACAAUGAACUUUUCGGCAGAAAGCCUUCAUCAGCGAACAAACAGAAAAAACAGAAUAAAAUUAAAAAAUGGCACUUAGCUGAGAAGUAGUAUCCAAGAAGGCAACAAAUGAUUUGUGACAGAAAGUAGGUGGGUGAGAGAUUAAAUAGAGAAGAGGAAAAGAAUAGAUGAGAAGUAAGUCCACUGCGAUAGGUCAUGACGUGGAGUGGCAGAGCUAGGCUCAAGCUGUGAAUAGAAACAUGAUGUUCAUACCAUGGAGUGUCAAUGUGCCAUAGGUCUGUAUAAGCUUGUGUUCCAAAUUCACCCGGCUUGGUGUGUUUGUGCUAGCCACGAUUAGCACAUAUUGAAAAGUCCGCCUUGCCCCGGUGGUCGCUUCUAUUGAAGUAUUUGGAGACUGUUUAUCUUGCGUAAUAUUACGGAGGUGUUCAUUACACCUGUCAGAGAGUCGGCGCCCUGUCUCCCCAAUGGCAGCGAAUGCAAACAAUGGCGUUGACAACAUUGCGGCUAGUGCCAAGGAAGCCAUAAAAGUGGAUGGAUGGAUGUCAUUUAUGGAUUGGCCCUAAGACAAUCCAUAGCCCCUAAGACAAUCGAUAGCCCUUGUUUCUUUUUUUUCUGUGCAAUAAUGUGCACAAUGAAUAAAAAGUUCACAUAAAAUAGUGCAUCGCCUUAAAAAAUAACAGGAAAUGUUAGUUAUGUUGCAAUCUUUCAAAGAAAGAUUAUAAUUUUUUAAUAAGUGACAAACACGCUUAAUCUAAUAACUUUUUAAGGCUUUUAUUUUCUUUUGAUUUAUUUAGUUAUUUUUCAAAUGCAAGUAGACAUUAAGAAAUUUAAAAAAUAACAAAUUCCAAAAAACAUUGUUCCUAAAUUUGCUAGUGUGAACACUUGAAAAAAAAUGGUGUGCUAGCAUUAUACUACAGAUUAAUUAAUUUUUUUUAUAAAUGGUUUCAUAUGCCUAGCUCUGUUGACUUUACAUACAUUUGAGGUCAAUAACCAAAAAAUUUCUAUUUAAUCAUUUCAGACCCUGACGUUAGCCUUCUGGUAACGCAGAACCAAACAUUAGCAUCAGAACUUGCCCAAUGCCAGGUUAGACAUGUGAUCAAUAACUUAAAUGCAUUUUAAACAUUUUGACCUCAGUUAUAUGUUCUCAUUGGCUUUUUCUAAUCUAUUGACAUUGUGAACAAUGUGGAUUGGUCUAUUUAAAGAAAAUUAUAACUCUGUCACCAAUGGGAAGCUUUCAAUUUUGAGACGUAACCAUUGGAACUGUCACCGAAUCCAUUUUUUGACAAGUGUAUUUUCAAAGCUUAGUAAAUUAAAAAACAAAGAAAAAUCUCAAGAACAAAACUUGAGAAGAAUGUUUUUAGAAACAGAUAAUGAGAUAGAGAAUUAUUAAUAAGUAUUACACCGUUUUAAUGAACAUUAUUUACAAAUGCAUCUACAUUUAAGGGAAUUGUAUUGCUUGUAGACUGGGGAAACACCUUCAUCUAGUAUGCACCAUAAUGCAAGCUGAAACAUAGUGUCUGAUGUUAAGAGCCCCAUCCCGAGGGUUUUAAUGGGGUCACAUGUUUUGGGCUGUCUUAUUCCCUAUAGUGACUUUUAUCCAUUUUCCUUUAGGCUGAUAAAGAGUUCGUGUGGUCACUGUGGAAAAAACUGCAAGUGUCAAAUCCAGAUGUCACAGAGGCUGUUGCUCUAGUCACACAAAGGUAAGAUAGUUAGAAUAGUAAAUAACUUGAUUCACAGUCUUUGUGUUGUAUUUGUAGAAAUGCAGUAAAAAAAAUAGUUACAUGGGUAAAAGGUAAUUUAUUUAUGGAAGGACAAUAGAAGAAGAUGCAAAGUGAAGGGAUAAAGGGGGAAAGUGGUCAGUGGUUUGGUCAAGGAAAUGGAGUAUGGAAUUAAAAAUGAAUUGGUGAGCCGGGGAAGGGGCCAGCCAUAAAUGACGUCAUGCGGCGGGGGGGGGGGUGGUCAGAUUUUUGUGACGAGGGUGAGGGGGCAGGCCUCAAGCCAUGUGAAGUCACAUGAAAAGCAGAAUGUUGUAGUAAAGAAUUUCACUUCAUAACACUAAAUUACAGAAAUUUUUAACAUUAUUUAAAAAAACUAAAUAAUUAUAAUUAUUUUAUUUAAAACUACUACCACUGAGAGAAUCAGUACAGUAGGGAUGCGAGGUCCGAAGAAUGGUCUCUGAUCAAGUUACAGGACACCCAGUAGUAGGAGAAUCGGAAUGUAGUUACAAUGACGAUCGUGAGAAUUUAUGGCUAAAUCUGGACACCGGAAGUGGGAUGAAGCGAGAAAAAACAGGUUUACACCGGGGUGGGGGUAUCUAAGUAAAUGCUCUAGGGCAGGGACUCUUAACCUUUUUUGCAGCGUUGCAGGCCCACUCUGUUUUAAACAUCCCUCCCCCAACUGUUUAAAUUACAUUGUAAUAAAAUUAAAAUUAAUUAAAUAAUUUAGUUAUCCUAGGUUUAUUUCUUUCAUUAACUUUUUAUAAACAGGGGAAAAAAAUUACCAAUACACACAAUGCGCCAAUGAAAUUCACCAUUGACUGGUGCUAAUCAAAAUCGCUAAAUUUCUUUUUUUUUUUCUUUUAAAGCAGCAACAACUUGCAAUUGCAGCAAAUAGAAUCAGUGGCGUAGCUAGGGUUGGUGUCACCCGGUCCAGUAAGCUCGUGGUGUUACCCCCCCCCCCUUUUAAACGAUGCAUUUCUUUUUGUUAAACUUAGUCCACAGUAUAAGAAAUACAAGAACAACAUGGUCCAGUAAGCUCUUGGUGUUACCCCCCCCCCCCCCUUUUAAACGAUGCAUUUCUUUUUGUUAAACUUAGUCCACAGUAUAAGAAAUACAAGAACAACAUCAAAUUAAUUGAAGGUCAGGGGGUAAAUGUAUUUAAGAACUGUAACAUUCUUAGAAUCGCCCAUUGUUAUCAAAGGAUAGUUGUAUUUCUUAGAAUUUAGAUAAAAAUAACUUCCUGCCACUUACAAAAGUUACAGAACACUUCAUUCGGCGAUGAAACAUGGUCAAAACGGUGUGUUUCUGACCUAAAAAUAAGGUAACCUAAUUGCUGACGCGUCAACCUUGAAAUUUUAAUAUUAACGAAACACGCAUUUUGAUUGGUUACAUGUGUGGAAAAUGCACAUGUCAUCUGUUAUCCUUUUAUGAAUUUCGGUUAGACCGAUUAGUCUGUGCUCUGUAAUUACGCUAUCUUUCAUUUAGGUGUCACCCCCUAAGAUGGUGUCCGCACCUCCCUAGCUACACAACUGAAUACAAUUUUUUGGUCUUCCACAAGUCAAGGCUGGGGAGGUACUUGUACCCCUGGUUAAGAACCACUAAUAUAGUGAAAUGUUUCUGACACAGGUGCAGUAAUUUGAUAUCCAUGGGAAGCAAAUUUUUUAAGGGUUUGUAAAGGACAGUAGUGGACACAGGGCCGGGUGGGUGCAGAAAUUUGUGCAGAGAUUUGUGACGUGAUAUUUGAGGGGGGGGGGGGUCUAACUUUUUGUGACGAUUUGUGACGAUGGGGGGAAGGGGGCAAAAUUGGCGUGACGUCAUUUAUGGAUGGCCCCUAAUUGCAUUUCCUCCUAAUUUUAAAUGUUUCAGAUGAAUAUUUAAUUUAUUCACAGAGAGAAAGAAAAAUCUGAAAACAAGGAUCGUAAGGUUUUGGAGAUUAUUCAAGUGAAAGAUGAUCGCAUUGAAGAGCUCCAGGACAUCGUUACUAAACAGGCUGAGGAAAUUAGCAACGUACUCUCUAAGUAAGGUUUCUGUUUGAUAUCUUACAUAAUAGUCGUAUGGGUUAAUUUUGUUUCUGGCUAAUGGCCAUAUUAACUAUUGAGUUUGACAUGACAGGAAGUUGUAAGGAAUGUGUUUCAUGUUUCAGAAAAGUGGAGCUGACAGAAAAAGUGACAAGACUCCAAUUGGAGAAUGACAGACUGUCUGAGAGGAUUAACAUGCUGGACAUUCAGGUAAAGAUUAGUUUACAGUAUGAUCAGUAG
Molecule: messenger RNA, 6137 nt
Organism: Lymnaea stagnalis (great pond snail)
Lineage: Eukaryota; Metazoa; Mollusca; Gastropoda; Lymnaeidae
Source: the annotation of a GenBank genome assembly